GCGAAGAGAGCUCGCGCUGCUGCUGAAUGAAGUGAAUCAGCUGCAUGCAGACUGCUGGGAGUCUAUCUAUCUGUCUCUCUCUCUGUGCCUGUCUCUCUUUCUCUCUAUCUAUCUUUCUCUCUUUCAUCAGAGGAAUUAUUAAGAUUAUUAAGCACUGGAAAGCAACAGAUCAUGCACGCGCUCUGACUCCUCCAGGCGCGCGCCUCCUCCUGCUCCAGAGAUGAUGCGCUGCUCUUCAGUCUGGAGGCUCAUCUUUCAUCUCGAGCUCGCGCUUCCUGACCUGAUUUUUCGUUUGCACGUCUGAGAGCGAGGGCGCAUCCUUAACGAACAGUCGGUGGUCGAGGUCUGGCCGUCGUCUGGACGUCGCAGGGUCGUCGUUUGGUCGUUGUUUGCCUGGUCUUCGUCUGGAUGUCUCCUGGUCAUCACCUCGCCUCUCCAAGAGGAACCUGGUAACUUUCUGGAGGAAAGGAACGCUGCUUUCUCUACAGGGAUUUUUCCCCGCUCCUCCUUCAUUUCCUCCCCGGUGGGCUGGCGAGGGGGCCGGUGAAAGUCUGCCAAGACGCCUCGUGCCGUGCUCCGCGUGAAGAAUGCCCAGGCGCGCCUUCCCAAGCCGCCGGAGACGGCGCCCGCGCCCUCGGGCCUCUACAUGGAGCGCUCCCAGAGCCGCAUCAGCCUCUCCGCCUCCUUCGAGGCUCUCGCCAUCUACUUCCCCUGCAUGAACUCCUUUGAUGAGGAUGAUGCCGAUGCUGAGGGACGCAGGUUAAAGGGCAUCCAGAGGAGCACAGAGACGGGAUUGGCUGUGGAGAUGCCGAGCCGCACCGUCCGUCAGGCGAGCCACGAGUCCAUAGAGGACAGCAUGAACAGCUACGGGUCAGAGGGCAAUUUAAACUACAGCGGGAUGUGUUUGGCCUCAGACGCUCAGUUCAGUGAUUUUCUGGACGGGAUGGGUCCGGCGCAGUUUGUGGGCAGACAGACGCUGGCGAUGACCUCGAUGGGUGAUGUGGAGAUCGGUCUGCUGGAGAGGAAUGGACAGUUAGAGGUGGACAUCAUACAGGCGAGAGGACUCAUCAUGAAACCCGGAUCUAAAGGACCACCGGCGGCGUAUAUUAAAGUGUAUCUGCUGGAGAACGGAGCGUGUGUAGCUAAAAAGAAAACCAAGUCUGUGAGGAAAUCUCUGGACCCGCUUUAUAACCAGGUCCUGGUCUUCUCUGAGAGUCCACAGGGGAAAGUAGUGCAGAUCAUCGUCUGGGGGAACUACGGCCGAAUGGAUCGUAAGUGCUUCAUGGGCGUGGCCCGGAUCCUUCUGGAGGAGCUGGAUCUGACGAGCAUGGUGAUUGGCUGGUACAAGCUGUUCCCAACCUCCUCCAUGGUGGACCCGACGAUGGCGCCGCUGAUCCGGCACUCGUCCCAGCUGUCCUUGGAGAGCACGGUGGGGCCGUGCUGCGAACGCUCGUAGACGCUGGCGAAGUUUGUGGUUCGUCUUUUUCCAUUUUUUCCGAAAGGGCUGUCGAGGCCCGUCACUCUCUCUCUCUACAGCGUGCUGGUUGUGCAUGACUGCCACGGCGGAGCGAGUCCUCUGGAGCCUUCUAGAACCUCUCUAGAAUCCUCUAGAACGUAGAACCUUCAGAGCCUGACCGCGCAGGUUCCCAAAGAAGCGUUCUUUUGCUUUAUUCGUUCGGUUUUUCCUUUAAAAGAACUCUGCAAAAAAUAUAUAUAUAAAUAUAAAAGGAGCGUGAGGAGCUGAGCGUGAGGCAUAGAUCCAGCUGGAGACGAAUGGAAGAGAAGAAUGAAGGAGAAUGAAGAAGAGCUCUGUCGUCCAUGUCUGCGUAACUCUUGAGACUUGUGUUUCCUGCUUCUCAUCAGUGGUCUCAUCAGUGUCUCUCUGAAGACGUGUGUACAGCUUACGAGUGCUCGCUGCUGUGGUGUAAGACUGUCUGUGUCGUCUGUGUUGGAUCUGUCGGUCUUUGAGAACGGGUGCAGUGUUGCGUUGCGUCGCGUCUUCGGUGUAAAGAAUAAGUAGCCAUAGAUCAAUCGGUUCGUGCAAUCUCGUAUCAGAGUGGGGGAGAGUCGGUCGCGUUACGCCAAGGCUAAAGAAAACAAUCAGAAGGGGCGUCUUAGACGCGAACGCCAGAAAUCCUAAAGCGUAAAACGUAGAGCGUAAAACGUAGAGCGUAAAACGUAGAGCGUAGAGCAUUGGAUGGUUCGGUUGAGUGGUUGAGACGGACGCUCAGCUCAAGUCGUCUUUCCUCUUCUCUUUUUCUUCCCUUUUUUAACUGUGCCACUUCUACCAGCAAGUGUCUUUACUUUGAGGCUUGUGCCAUCGUUCACCGAUCAGAGGCUGAAUGAAUCUGAAGUUGAUCCAUCAGGUACACAAUUAAAAGGGACAGGGAUUAAUAUUAUUAUUAAUAUUAAUAUUAUUAUUACUCUAUUUUAUUUGCUCCUGGUUGUGAUGAAUAACUACACAUACUCCAGUUUGGGAGUAUGGUACGAUAUCGGAGUAUAUAUAUAUAUAUAUAUAUAUAUAUAUAUAUAUAUAAAUAAAUAUAUGAAUAUAUUUUUCACAAAGAAUACGAGAUCACUAUAAACACUAUAUAAUCUCUCUUUGUAUAGGUGUAAGAGCUAAAAGUAGUUUUAGAGUAAUAGGACUAAUAAAACAAGAACAGCAACAAAAAAAUAAAGAUAAAUAAAGAGAUCACGGAAUGAAUAAAUGAAUGAAUGUCGGUACGGUAAAUAAAUAUUUGAUUUAGUCACUACUACACGUGAUGGUCUAGCUACGCACUUUAUAUCUAAAAGCGUCUCUUUAUUCAUUUACUUCCGCGCUUGCUAGUUCAGAGUGAGCCAAAUGUUAAUAUUAAUAUAAUUACUGCGGUUAAUUAUUUUAUAAUAUGGUUUGAGUCAUAACUGAGUCGAUGUCGCAGGACGCAGAACUUUCAGUAGCAAUGUUAGUAAGGUAUUAGCAUUAGAUAGUAGCAUAGCAUGAGAGGCUUUCUCAGGAUUACUGGGAAAUAAUAAGAACUAAAUAAUUUAAAGAUUUAGGCGCGAGAAUGUAAAUCGAAGACAAAAAAAAUAUCUCUAUAUGUAGCAGCUGAGAUACUGUUACAUCGCAGAGCAAAGAGAGACACUUUCUGAAUUAAUUUCAUAUUAAUUUGAGUUUAUUUGAGUUUAUUUUCUUUGUGUAACUGUAGCCCAGUUUCACAGGCUGGCCUCUAAAAAAACAUAACGUGACAAUAAGAAGAAAUCUGUUUAUGAAAUAAUACGUAGCUGUUGAUCAAUCGAUUGUUCUGUAGAUUCAGUUCAAUUUCAGUGAUAAAGGGGAGAUUUAUGGAAAGAGUUCACUGAAUAAUUUCAUUUUCCUCAAUUUUCCUCAGUCCCACUUUAUAUAAUAAGGUCUCUGAUAACUGUAGUUACAUAGGUACACAUUAGUAACUAAUCAAUGAAUGCAAUAACAGUGUUACAAAGCUGUCGCACCAUUGUGAUGACCAUUGUUAUUGCACUGUUAUACGUCCUCAAUGUUACAUAUGGAUUACUGUAUUAUAUCUUGUGUAAAUACAAGGUUAGAUAUAAAUGGUACAGUUGCAUUUCAGAUAAAUACUAAUAUAAUUAUUGCCAUUAUAGUGUACUGGUGUACACUGAUGGGCGUGGUGUUCUGGAAAUGAGGUGUGUUCAGGUACAUUUCUGGAGUUUUAUCUUGUUUAUCUUGGUAACAGAAAACACAGGAGCUCCACUGACUGAAUACAACCUAGACAGACGCCAACAGUCAGACGUUCAUCGCUAUCUCAUUAACACAGGCGCGCCAAGCCGAGCGUAUUUUGCAUUUUGUUUCGAGCCGCAUGAGGUGUACUUUUCCUGUUGUUACGAUAGCAAAGACACACUGACACGCCCUAAAUCAUGUGUUACAGAUAUUGAGACACACAAUCCACAAGUAUUGUAUUUACACUUUUACUUCUUUAAUCCAUAUGUUACAGGGAAUAAAUCACUAUUAAUGAUAUGGGUUAUUAAUGUGUAACUACACAGUUAUUGCAGACUGUGUUUAUAUAAAAGGGGAUUAUUUCUCUCCUUAUCUUUAAUGUAGUGGGUCAGCCAGAGUGAUAAUACCAAAAAUGCAAUUCCAUAUAACAGACAGUAUUCUAUAAUAAUAUUGUUUACAUUAUAUUCAUUCAAUCAACCUGUUAAACCCUUUAUGGCAUGAAUUAUAUUUUUGCGGAGAAAAAACAAGAUCUAUUUAGGAUUUUUUCUUUGGGAACUUUUUUUUUUACUUUGAUAAUAAUCUAAAUAUUUGAAUCACCUCUUCUUUAUCAUGAUAAUCCUAUCAAAAGUGAUCUGAAUAAUCUGAAAACUGUAUUAAAAGUAUAUGGUAUAAAAUAAUAUAAUAACCAAACAAUGGUUUGUUGCCUGAAGGCAACAUCAUGCCAUAAAGGGUUAAAUCUUAAGACUGUAUUUCAGUUAUUAAGCCAAAUAACUAUUGAUUAGUUAUUUAGUGAACCUGAAUGUGUGAAGUUCCACAGGGCUCUAUUUUAGGGCCUAUUGUGUAAUUUGUUAUGGGUUUGAUGGUUAAAUCAAUUAAUGUUAAAACAAUAUAUUUAAAGGUAGGCUGUAAAGUAAAUCAUAAAAAUAAAACUACUCAGGACACUCAAAACCUCUAUACCAUCUCUACUCAAAAACUUGAGAUACAGAUUGUGUUAAUUUCAUUGGUCAUUGUUGGAUUUUUACUGAAAUAACUCAAUAUUCACAGGCUGAUUCAUUAUUUUAAGGAUAAAAUUUAAAACUGGAGAGUUUACAGUUUUAGUGAACGAUUUCUUUAGGUUUAAAGAGGUUUUAGAAGAAGAGUUGAGUCUAUUCAGAGUUGACUUCGCGUAAUCAAGCCAUUACAUUUGAUCACUGUUCUUUUCUCUGUUGGGUAAUUGAACAUGUUCAUCAUCUAAAGCAAUAAGAAGCAGUCUUUUCUUCUCUAAUCAGUCUGAGCGUGAGAAUAAAAGAGGAGAUAAAAAACGCCAAGCCAUUCAUGCAUCACUUCAGACAGUACUGACUUCAUGUAGCAAUACUACCUUAGUUUAUAUUAGACACGCUGUCUUUCACCUUUUUUUGACAAAAUAUGAAUCUGAUGGUUGUUCUUUUACAUUGCAUGAGGAUUUUACUGAGAAUGGACCAAUAGAAAUGCUUUAAAGUUACUUGGAAUAAAAAAAAUAUUCUUGCAUUUUCCAGCUUAGCUUCCCUGGAAAGAAGUUAAGAAGUUAAAAAGGAAGGUUUUUUUCCUUCUUCUGUAAAAUUCUAAAAUUACCAUUUUUUUAUUUUUGAUCUAGCCAAUGAGGAGUCACUUAGAAGAACGUGGCAGAUUUAGUAUUAAAAGUUUUGUCUCUGACAUUAAUAAUAUCAGAGAUUGAUGCCAAAAACUUUGACCAUUUGACCAUUUUACAUUUAAUGGAGCCUUUUGAGUCUAGAAAGAGCAAAAAAACUAAAAAACUAACUUUUAAAGAACUCUUUACCCUCUAUUUUUAGAUGGUAAUUUGCAUGUUCAACUCAAUAGAAUAAUUUUAGCCUGAGGCUGUUUUAGUUAAAAGCUGAAUCAUGUAGAUAAAAAAGAUUCAGCUCUCACAGAAACACAUUCCCAUAGUUACACCUUUAAUUCAGGUUAAUUUUGUAAGAAUAUGAUUCUCCUUCUGUUACAUAGAGUUUAAUGAAAUUAACUAAAAAUAAAAUUCAGUGGGUCCUAUUUUAUAAUAAGUGUAUGUAAUAACAAUGUAGUUACACAUUAACAAUCAUGUAAUAACUACUAUAGUAACUACUGGUGAAGUACGAUCAGUGUAAUAUUAGCAGUUUAAUUUUCUGACCUUAUCAAGCUAAAUUCAAGGAUAAAACUUAGUUAUUAUUAUUUUUUCCACUUAGUAUAGUGAAGAAGAAAUGUGUUUUUUAUGCAUUAUUUUUAGGAUUUGUUCAUUUUUGUAUCUUGUAACACAAAUCUGAUGGUAUAAUCCAACUUGCAAAUUGCAAAAAUUAAAAAAUCUGAAAAUAAAGAAAAUAUUUUUAUAAUUUUUCCUGAAAUUCUGAUUGUGAGGAGUAGAGAUGAAAAGACUAAAAUUAGAAAAAAUGGAUGAAAACUUAUUUCUUGUAAUACUACACUACUACACUAUAAUAAUAAAAAAUAUAGUAUACGUUCAUCGCUAUAAUAAUGAAAUAAUACGAUUUUAGGUUUUGUUUUUUUUGCAUUUAGCCUAAAAUGGUCAGAACAUGUUAUUAAUAAUCAAUACACUGACAAAGUAAGAAUCAUAGUUGUACAGGUUAUGUAAUUGCACAUGUAUGUGAAUUUACAAAAUACAAAUACAAAAAAAAAUAAUUAUUCAGAUUUUAUAUUGGGAAUAUGAACAACAUGUGUAAUUACAUAACCUGUACAACUGUAAUUAAUCUGUAACAAUGUGCCAUUCAUCAUUAGUUACACUGUUAUUACAUGAUUGUUACUGUGUAACUACACACUUAUAAGUAACAAUUAAUGGAAAGUUUGACCCACCAGAAUCAGCUGUUCUACUCUGAAUUAUAAAUACUUUUAUAAUAAAUUCUCAUCAGAAUUUAUUAAUCAUUUCUAUUAAUUGACCUAAAGCAUGAAUUUGGAUUUUAUGAUUUAAAACUUUUACCAUCCUCGAUUAUUAUUUUUUUGUUUAUUUUAAUGAUGUUUUAAUUACAUUAAUUUUUAAAAACAAGAAUGUAUCUACUGAAUGAACAUUUACAUUUCUGCAUUAAAAAAUGACUCGAUAUGUAUUAAUAAAGAAGCCUUAACCCCUAGAAUACCUUAAUUCUGAAAUGAUUUUAAUUGUAAAAGCAGACAGUAAGGGUGUUUUCAUAUUGUUUUUUCUUUUUUCUGAAUGUCGGUACAUUUCAUUUGAUUUCUUAUCAACCUCUGAACAUAUCAUUUAUUAUUCCUGAGGCGGAGGGAGAAAAAUAACAAACGGAGAAAUAAAAAUGUUGAAUGUGAUGCUGUGAGUUUAUUUUCUGUGUAGAAAAACUUGUUUAAUUCCUAACAGGUCGCUGUAUGUAAAUUUAAAUCAUUUGAUGAAGAUACUAUUGUUGAAUAAUGCACAAUUUGGUGAAUUGUUAUUCUGUUUAAAAUUGUUGUAAAAAAUAAAUCUGAUCACUCUGAUUUACAAAACGUGUUUAUG
Molecule: messenger RNA, 7148 nt
Organism: Astyanax mexicanus (Mexican tetra)
Lineage: Eukaryota; Metazoa; Chordata; Actinopteri; Characiformes; Acestrorhamphidae
Gene: rims4
Product: regulating synaptic membrane exocytosis 4
Exons: 6
Coding region: 647-1456 (269 amino acids)
Biological process (GO): calcium ion-regulated exocytosis of neurotransmitter; regulation of membrane potential; positive regulation of synaptic transmission
Cellular component (GO): presynaptic membrane; cytoskeleton of presynaptic active zone
Molecular function (GO): small GTPase binding; transmembrane transporter binding
Source: RefSeq, a predicted model, not a curated record